Molecule: messenger RNA, 1756 nt
Organism: Glycine soja
Lineage: Eukaryota; Viridiplantae; Streptophyta; Magnoliopsida; Fabales; Fabaceae
Product: proline transporter 1-like
Exons: 8
Coding region: 148-1500 (450 amino acids)
Cellular component (GO): plasma membrane
Source: RefSeq, a predicted model, not a curated record
UUUCCUUUCCUUCAACUGUCAAGUUGACCAAUUGUCUUAUUUAUCCAAUUAUUUGAAUCUGAAUAUUCCACUUCUACAGAAUUUAGCCCACGCUAUGAUCAUUUAAAGAGCAAAGACUUGUUCUUUCCCAUAGAUCUAGGAUUCGCCAUGGAUGUAGAAGGAAGAGCGAGCAAGGGCAAGUCUCUCACUUUGAACCUCGAGCAAGGUCAACAAGAAAAGGGUACCCAAAAUGAUGAUUAUGGUCUCGCUUCUGCUCAUGCUAUUGACCAAGAUUCGUGGCAACAAGUGGGGCUGAUGCUGGUGACAAGCUUCAAUUGCGGGUGGAUAUUAAGUUUUUCUAAUUUGGUCAUGUGGCCACUGGGUUGGACAUGGGGUAUCAUAUGCCUUAUUGUUGUGGGAUUCUACACUGCCUAUGCAAACUGGCUCUUGGCAGCAUUUCAUUUCAUCGAUGACCGUAGAUUCAUUAGAUACAGAGAUCUCAUGGGAUAUGUUUACGGCAAGAGUAUGUACCACCUCACCUGGGUCUUCCAGUUUUUGACCCUUCUUCUUGGAAAUAUGGGUUUCAUCCUCCUCGGAGGCAAGGCACUUAAGGCAAUAAACUCAGAAUUUAGUGAUUCUCCCUUGAGGCUCCAAUACUACAUAGUCAUCACAGGAGCUGCUUAUUUCUUGUAUUCCUUCUUCAUUCCAACAAUAUCUGCGAUGAGAAAUUGGUUGGGAGCUUCAGCGGUGCUCACUUUCACAUAUAUUAUAUUACUUCUAAUUGUUUUAGUUAAAGAUGGAAAAUCAAGGUCGAAUAGGGAUUAUGAUUUAAGUGGAAGUGAAGUGAGCAAGGUUUUCAAUGCUUUUGGUGCCAUCUCCGCGAUCAUCGUUGCCAACACUAGUGGCUUACUCCCCGAGAUUCAGUCCACUCUACGUAAGCCAGCGGUGAAGAACAUGAGGAAGGCCCUGUAUUUACAAUAUACAGUGGGAGUUCUGUUUUAUUAUGGCGUUACCGUAAUGGGAUAUUGGGCUUAUGGAACAAUGGUGUCGGCAUAUCUUCCAGAAAACUUGAGUGGUCCUAAAUGGAUUAAUGUCCUCAUUAAUGCCAUCGUCUUUUUGCAGUCCAUAGUCUCCCAACAUAUGUUUGUAGCACCAAUUCAUGAGGCAUUGGACACUAAAUUCCUAGAAAUUGACAAGGCCAUGCAUUCAGGGGAGAACUUGAAACGCUUAUUUCUCCUACGUGCGUUUUUCUUUACAGGGAACACAUUCGUUGCUGCAGCAUUUCCUUUUAUGGGUGACUUUGUAAACUUUCUUGGCUCAUUUUCACUCGUUCCUCUGACCUUCAUGUUCCCCAGCAUGGUCUUCAUCAAGGUUAAGGGAAGAACAGCUAGAAUAGAGAAGAAGGCGUGGCACUGGUUCAACAUCGUUUUUUCUUUUCUGCUCACAAUAGCAACCACAAUUUCAGCAAUUCGGUUGAUAGUCAACAACAUCCAAAAGUAUCAUUUCUUUGCAGAUGCAUGAUUGCUGAUCUCAUUCAGCUGUAUGGCUUAAUUUCGGUUUAAAUUAGGCCAACAGUUGUAUAAUAUAAUAAAUAUGAAAUAUAUUGGAUGAGCUUGAAUAGUUAAAAAUAUAAAAAAGCUCAAUAAAUAAAGUUAUUAUAUCAUUGGCUCAAUGGUCAUUUAUUUUUAUUUUUUUUUCAUUUUGGUACCGUAUUGCAAACGAUGACGUGAUAGUGGUAAUAGAAAAUGUUAGAUUAGUGUCACACAUUGGCAUUUAA